AUGAUCAAAGUAGUAGUAGUGUCAUUAUUUCUACUGUUUUUACCAUCAAUAUCAUACACUCGUGGUACUGGUUCAACAUUUAGCUCGACAAAUAUGGACAAAAAUUGUGGUAAAACAAUUACGAUGAAUGGUGAUAAAUUGCCGGGAACAUUCUUUAGUUUCAGUUCAGGUACCUAUGCAGAAAAUCUCAAUUGUACUUUAACAAUCAAAGCAUCAACAUUAAAUCAACGUAUUAUUGUUGUUAUUGAUAAAAUGGAUAUUGCAUGUAAUGGUGAUAGACUUGUAGUGUAUGAUGGAAAAAUAGAUCAAGAAGCAAUAUUAAAUAAAAAUCAAUCACAACAAUGUGGAAGAAGCAAAUAUUAUCUACGUGUACAUUAA
Molecule: messenger RNA, 378 nt
Organism: Adineta steineri
Lineage: Eukaryota; Metazoa; Rotifera; Eurotatoria; Adinetida; Adinetidae
Source: the annotation of a GenBank genome assembly